This is a messenger RNA of Aspergillus uvarum CBS 121591, 633 nucleotides long. RefSeq lists its product as uncharacterized. The coding region runs from base 1 to 633 and encodes 210 amino acids. NCBI's taxonomy places the organism in Eukaryota, Fungi, Ascomycota, Eurotiomycetes, Eurotiales, Aspergillaceae. The record is from RefSeq and is a predicted model, not a curated record. The transcript has a single exon.
AUGGCCGGAGUCAUUCAUGAACUAGGGCAAGAGCGGGUGGUCACGAAGGCCAAACAACAUCAACCUGGGCGGACCCGCGACCUCGAGAACACCGAAUACCUGAACCAAAUCAAUCGGGAAACUUUGCAAAAUGAGGUUGAAGUCUACAAACGCCUGGUCAGUCCCCAAGGCAUAAUUACAUGUUACCGAACAUCCCAGCAUGGCAUUGAAUUGGCCCGGGCGCAAGCAGGUCUCGAGCCCUAUCUCAACGAGUAUCCCGAGCGUGAGGAUGCCUCGAAGCUGAGGUGGAUUAUAAGCCUGAUUGAGUCUUUCGCGUAUAUAAACUCCUGCAACGUCUUUGUGAAUGACAUUGCUCUUCAUAGUAUCAUGAUUCUGGACGAGGAGCUCAAAGUAGCAAAAUUUGGACAGUCGAUCCUACUACCAUGCGACGCCGAUAUGGCUGCGAUCACAGAAAAUGAUCUGGAUCCCACGAUCGAGAUCCUGCAUCUCGGAUGGAUCAUCUACUCCAUCGCAUCCUGGCACGUGCAUAAAUAUUAUUUCUUCGGUCCUGAGAACCCGGACCUCGGUUGGCCUGCUUCAUUUCCGGAAGUUGAGCGCGUGCUGUGUAGAUCGAUCAUCAUGAAGUGUUGGUAG